Messenger RNA from Mandrillus leucophaeus (drill), 1340 nucleotides. It is a transcript of the gene TTC9C, whose product is annotated as tetratricopeptide repeat domain 9C. Gene Ontology annotation, molecular function: protein binding. The record is from RefSeq and is a predicted model, not a curated record. The coding region runs from base 575 to 1090 and encodes 171 amino acids. The transcript is spliced from 4 exons. Lineage: Eukaryota; Metazoa; Chordata; Mammalia; Primates; Cercopithecidae.
GCCGGUAAACCGAAGCCUGGGAGAGUUCCAGGCUUGGGCAUCUGCUGAGGGCGAGGAACUGGUCGCGGCGCUGGGUGGGCUUGCAGCUGUGACGCUUAUGUGGACACCUCAGUCUCCCUUGGUGGUGGUUCACCUCGGUUUCCCAGUUUAUAUUACUGACGUCAACAGAUAAAUGAUUGCUGAAUAAGGAAGAAGAGUUGGAAUUGCUUCAAGCCUCCGGACUUUUAGCGCUAGUCUCACCCACUCCCUUCUACUUCCAGGUCGGGGGGCGGGUCCGAAAGAAAGGCGGAAGCCAGUGUGCCCGGCGGUCUCACGCCCGUAACAAUUUCUGAGUAGGGCGUCGCUUGAGUUUUUCGGAAAGUCUCCACACCCCCCGCCCCCAUCGUCUUUUUAGGAAGUCCCUUAAUGUUUGGCUUCAUUAUUCCCACAUCCCCUUCCUAACUACUUGCCUGCACUUCUGGAGAAAAAGACUGCAGAAAGGAGAGGUGGGGCUGUGAGUAGCAACAAGCAAACCGCAGGUCCCUGUUGGGGGACCCUCCAGGAAGAAGAUUCCCAAGAACCCUGGGCGACAGUUAUGGAGAAGCGUCUGCAGGAGGCUCAGCUGUACAAGGAGGAAGGGAACCAGCGCUACCGGGAAGGGAAGUACCGAGAUGCUGUGAGUAGGUACCAUCGAGCUCUGCUUCAGCUGCGGGGUCUGGAUCCGAGUCUGCCCUCUCCAUUACCUAAUCUCGGACCUCAGGGCCCGGCCCUCACGCCUGAACAAGAAAACAUACUGCAUACCACCCAGACUGACUGCUACAACAAUCUAGCUGCCUGUCUCCUUCAGAUGGAGCCCGUGAAGUACGAACGAGUGAGAGAAUAUAGUCAGAAAGUCCUGGAACGACAGCCUGAUAAUGCCAAGGCCUUGUAUCGGGCCGGAGUGGCCUUUUUCCAUCUGCAGGACUAUGACCAGGCCCGCCACUACCUCCUGGCUGCCGUCAAUAGGCAGCCUAAAGAUGCCAACGUCCGGCGGUACCUCCAGCUGACACAGUCAGAACUCAGCAGCUACCAUAGAAAAGAGAAGCAGCUCUACCUGGGCAUGUUUGGUUAACAAAGAAGAAAGAUGCUCCUCCAGUUGAACUUAGGUGGACCAUUAAACAUGCAUGAAGGAGAAACCUGACCCUCAGCAAGAUAAAUUAACCCUAUACCUCUGACCCAGGUGGAUUUUUGUUUCCAGUUCUGCACAAACUUUACUACUUAGACAGUCUGAGUCUUUUUUUGUCUAUCCUGUUUAUUUCUAUAGUGUUCAAUACAUGUUAUUGUUGGGGAUAUUUGCCUUGAGAAAUAUAAUCAGAAAAUAU